GAGUGGUCAGUAUCUGGCCAAAGCCUAAAAUGAGUUUGACACCCGUGAUUUAGAUGCUUUCUAGAUGCUUCCAUUGCCUCAGAUUAUGGAAAACAAUAGUUACGCAGAUGACACACAAUUCUACAUAAAUGUAUCAGCAGCGGAAUACAGCCGAAUACAAGUGGCUCAGAGCCUUUAAAUCCGGGUUAAAUACUUUUCUGUUUGCUGUUGCCUUUAAUUCACCAUUUAAAGAACUAAACUAAACUUCACUGCAACUUCUAUUUUUAGUUUCUAACGUAUUUCAUCUUCUUUUAUGUUUCAAUCAAUGUUCUUAACUGCUCAUAGAUCGUUGUGUGCAUGUUUUAAUGGUUGUGUGUGCAGCAGUCGCCUUGUUGGAAUGUGCUGUACAAAUCAAAUUGCCUUGAUGACGUCACCACAUGACCCGGAUCGGGAGGGGGUGACGAUUUUAGCCGCGUGCACGCUAGUUUAGCUGCGCGCGACUUACUACUACCGUUGCCGUAGUUACCUAGCACGACCAGCGGGCAGGAAGGAGGGAAGGAAGCGAGGAAGGAGGGAGGAGAAGAAGGAGGGAGCGGAGUUAGUCAGUGAUAGAGGGGAGGAGAGGAGGCGAGGCGGCGGCUUGUUCUGCCGAGGAGGACGUGGCGGGUCCGGCGGAGUUCAGCUACGAGGGACCGAGGAGGACAUCCAGCCAUGAACCGGACCGCCAGCAGGCUGGUCCCAGUCAGCUGUGGGCGGUAACCUCAGCAGAGACGCCUUGUUGGAUUGUCAGAGGACACGCCCCUUCGCCCCCCAUCCCCAGGACAGGUAGAUUUCUACAGAACAGGGCGGAGGAAAGCGUCGGCGCAACGUCGGCGCAACAAGAGUGAGGCGAGGAGGUUUAGCUCCGCCCCUCACCAUGACAGACUUGGAGGCGGACUGUCUCGCCCUGGGCCUGCCCCCCGAGUGUGGCUCCCCCCCGACUCCCCUGGACUGCAGCUCGGAGCCCGACUGCCCUGGGCUCGGCCCGCUGGCGGCGGAGAUCGCCGAGCCGCUGGCGAUGCUGCCGUGCGUGAAGAGCGAGCCGGAGGACGGUGACCUGGAACCCAUCAGGACCGUGGACCUGUCGGAGAUCCAGCCGCUGUCCACCGCCGAGCUGGGCCAGGACCAGAUCAAGAUGGAGAUCAGCGGGCUGGACUACAUCAAGUCAGAGCAUCACCACGGCGACCACCACCUGGGCCACUUCCACCACGGCGAUGUCACAGAGCUGGACUACAAGUCCCAGUACGAGCCCGGCUCCGUGUUCGACUACAUCUCCCAGGUGACGGACACCCUGGAGUACAUCAGGUCAGACCACCACGUGGACCUCCAGUGUUACUACACCACCGAGCUCAGCGCCCUGAAGUGCGAGUACCCAGAAUCCCACAGCGGGCCGAACCGCCUGCAGCCCAACAGCCUGGAGUCCAUCCACAUGGCCGAGCUGCGCACCGAACUCAACAAGCUGCGGCCCGACGCCCUGCUGCUGGACGCCAUGGGCAAGCCGGACCCAGAGUUCACAGGGGGGGCGGGGGCACCGUACGAGGCGGCGCCGGGCGAGGACGGGAAGGAGGCGGGGGGUUCGGGCUCGGCGGGCAAACACCAGAACCCGGCAGCGAGGAAGCCCCGCAACCCGCAGGGGGAGAAGCCCUUCUCCUGCGCGCAGUGCGCCAAGAACUUCAGCACGCUGGGGAACCUGAAGACACACCAGCGCAUCCACACCGGCGAGCGGCCGUACUCCUGCUCCCAGUGCGGCAAGAGCUUCGGCCAGGCCGGCAACCUCAAGCGCCACCAGCUCAUCCACACGGGCCAGAAGCCCUACGUCUGCGCCCACUGCCCCAAAGGCUUCACCAAGGCCGACGACCUGCGCUCGCACCAGCGGCUGCACACGGGCGAGCGGCCCUUCGCCUGCCUGGCCUGCGGCAAGAGCUUCGGCCAACCCAAGGAGCUGAAGGCCCACCAGCUGAGCCACACCGGCGAGCGGCCCUUCUGCUGCCAGCACUGCGGCAAGAGCUUCGGCAGGGAGUCGGGCUACCGCAACCAUGUGCAGAUCCACACGGGGGAGAAGCCCUUCACCUGCUCGCAGUGCGGCAAGACUUUCAGCAACUCGGGGGUGCUGAAGACCCACGAGAGGAUCCACUCCGGCGAGCGGCCCUUCGGCUGCACGCAGUGCGGCAAGAGCUUCGGCCGCCUGGGCCACCUGAAGGCGCACCAGCAGAUCCACACCGGGGAGCGGCCCUACGCCUGCCCCCACUGCGGCAAGACUUUCAGCCAGUCGGGUCACCUCAAAGCCCACGAGCAGAUCCACAAGAGGGAGCGGGGGGGCGACACGGCAAGCAGCUCCUCCUCCAGCAGCUCCUCCUCCAGCAGCUCCUCCUCUUCCUCCGUCAGCUCCGACAGCAGCUGAAACAAACUCCACCUGAACCGCUCGGAUAAACAAAGUAUUAUUCCUCUUUUUUUAUAAAUCCUAUAUAUAUAUAUAUAUACAUAUAUAUAUAUACAAGUUCUUUUUCUUACAUUUUCAUACCGUGUGUGUGUGUGUGUGCGUGUGUGUGUGUGUCUGUCAGGAAGAGGCGGGGCUUGAAGAUGAUCUUUGAACUGGUCCCAGUACUUUUUCUUAAGUACUUCUAAACAAGCACAAAAAUACGUCAUUUCUAGUACUUUAUCUGAAUGUGUUUUUUUUAAUACCGAAACCAGCAGGACCAG
This is a messenger RNA of Gasterosteus aculeatus aculeatus (three-spined stickleback), 2718 nucleotides long. RefSeq lists its product as uncharacterized. The record is from RefSeq and is a predicted model, not a curated record. NCBI's taxonomy places the organism in Eukaryota, Metazoa, Chordata, Actinopteri, Perciformes, Gasterosteidae. Gene Ontology annotation, biological process: regulation of transcription by RNA polymerase II. Gene Ontology annotation, molecular function: RNA polymerase II cis-regulatory region sequence-specific DNA binding; DNA-binding transcription factor activity, RNA polymerase II-specific.